CCUGGACGAGGCAGCCGAGGAGCACACCAUGAUGGCUGUGGAGUUCUUUGACCCGGCCUCUGACUGAGGUGUCAAUGGCGUGACGGGCGCGGCGCAGGACCUGAGCAACGAGAUCGCACGGGCGGCGGUGCUGAAGCUCCAAGUGAAGCGUGGUCCGGGGCAGAUCUUUGCACAUGCGGUGCAGCGGUUCUUCGCGCCGCGCAUGUCGCCGCUGCAGUGGCCGCCCAUCCAGUGGACCCAGGAUGAGCAGAACGCCCUGAGGGCCGUCACGGACGAGGUCCUCCUCCUGGACGGCCGCACGUUGCAGGUGUUGGGCCGGAUCAGCGUGCAGCACAUCUCACAGCUGAACCUUUCGCACAGCCUUCCAUUGGCCGGCGACCCUAAGAGUUGCUGCUUUGGAACCUUUUCCCCCGCGCAGAGCGGCAGCAACAGCCCAGCGAUGAUCCGCUUCUUCAACAGCUGCGCCACCCAGGCGCGACCCUUGGUCACCAAGGGUCUCUUCUCGGCCGCGGCGUGGGUGACGAUGAAGUGGGAACCCCUCGAGGGGCGUGACUUGCUGCUCCUGGUGCACUCGAGCGAGCUCACGGAGGAUGACUUGAACUUCCGGACGCUCCACGGGCACAGCGCGAACGGCCUCUACCUGCUGCGGAGUGGAGAGCGAGAGCCGGUGACGUUGCUGUCGACCAGCGAGGAGGUGCUCUUGGACGUGCAGUGGUGCCACAGCGGGCCCACGCCCAACGGCGACGACGCGGAGCGCCGUUCCCGUCCCAAGCGGAUCCUGAUGCUGCAAGGGCCGCAGCCGGCCUCGGUGGCGUUGGUCUCCUAUGUCACGGGAAAGCCUGUGAGGCGCAUCAACCUGGAUCAGCAGAUGGGCGUUCGCAACAGCAUCAGCUGCGACGCCUUCGGGCGCUCCUUCUGCGUGCACGUGCAGUCGGAGCGCGGCAUGGGCCUGAGCAACGAAGCGGACCGCGCGGACCUCUUCGACUUGCGGCCGCUCCCCGACGAGACGGUGGCGCACCGCGCGGCCCUGGCGGUGGCGCGGCGCGAGCGCGAGCACGUCGGACCUUCCGUGUCCUCGGUGACCUUCUCCCCAGAUGGGCGGAUGUUGUUGGCCAACGUGCAGGUGGAGCUGUACUCGGAGGUGCGCGUGAUUUCGGCCCUGGACGGGCGACAGCUCUUCCAUGUGCGGCUGGAGGGCGUGAUGACUGCCAUGUGGCAGCCUUCUGCCGAGGCCUUUGCUGCGCCAGAGUUCCCGGUGCCCGAAGUGGUUCCAGAGCAAGAGAAGGCCAUCCAGAUCGAGACCAGGGACCGGGAGUGGCUGCACCAGAGGCUCGCCGAGGGAGCCGGGGAGCUCGAGGAGUUGGAGGAAGCGCUCGCCGCGCCGCAGACCCAUCUGCUCUUCGAGUUCACCGGGGCGCAUGGCUCUUGCUUGAUGAGCAGCUCCCUGGAGGAGGUGCUCGCCGCGCCCCGCGACUUUGCCAUGGCCUUCUGCCAGCGCCAGAGGCGGAUUCGAGCGCUGCAGAAGAAGGUCAGGGAGAUUGAGAAGUUGAAGGCGGUCUCGGAGUCGGCGUUGGACGUGCUCCAGAAGGAGAAGGUGGCCACCGAGCCUGACAUCCAUCGGGAGCUGCAAGGCCUCGAGAAGCAGCUGGACCUGUUGGAGCGGCCGCCGCGGAUGAUCUUCGACGUGGAGACGGAGGAAGGCCUUCAGGAGAUCCACUACUACGACGGAGACGAUUGCUACGAGCUGUCGAGCCGCUUCUGCGCGCGGUUUGGUUUGGAUGGCGAGUUGGCGCGCUUGCUGGCCAGCAACAUGCAGGAGCGGCUGGCGCAGGGAGCGCCGCCGUAA
This is a messenger RNA of Durusdinium trenchii, 1846 nucleotides long. The record is from the annotation of a GenBank genome assembly. Lineage: Eukaryota; Dinophyceae; Suessiales; Symbiodiniaceae.